AACUUCCGGCGUCCGUCGGGCAGCAGCGGGGCUGUCUAUCCCGGCUGAGGACCCGCGGCCAGUGCGGGUGGCUGGCUUUGCCAUUAGCGGGGGCCUUUCCUGAGGACGGCGUACGGAGUGUGGGGAAUGAAGGAUGGCAGCAUGCCGUGCAUUAAAAGCUGUUUUGGUAGAUCUCAGUGGCACACUUCACAUUGAAGAUGCAGCUGUGCCAGGCGCACAGGAAGCUCUUAAAAGGUUACGUGGUGCUUCUGUAAUCAUUAGGUUUGUGACCAAUACAACCAAAGAGAGCAAGCAAGACCUGUUAGAAAGGUUGAGAAAAUUGGAAUUUGAUAUCUCUGAAGAUGAAAUAUUCACAUCUCUGACUGCAGCCAGAAGUUUACUAGAGCGGAAACAAGUCAGACCCAUGCUGCUAGUUGAUGAUCGGGCACUACCUGAUUUCAAAGGAAUACAAACAAGUGAUCCUAAUGCUGUGGUCAUGGGAUUGGCACCAGAACAUUUUCAUUAUCAAAUUCUGAAUCAAGCAUUCCGGUUACUCCUGGAUGGAGCACCUCUGAUAGCAAUCCACAAAGCCAGGUAUUACAAGAGGAAAGAUGGCUUAGCCCUGGGGCCUGGACCAUUUGUGACUGCUUUAGAGUAUGCCACAGAUACCAAAGCCACAGUCGUGGGGAAACCAGAGAAGACGUUCUUUUUGGAAGCAUUGCGGGGCACUGGCUGUGAACCUGAGGAGGCUGUCAUGAUAGGAGAUGAUUGCAGGGAUGAUGUUGGUGGGGCUCAAGAUGUCGGCAUGCUGGGCAUCUUAGUAAAGACUGAAACAAGAAAUGUAGAUGGAGCUACAAUUGAAUAAGAAGUAUGUGGCAAAGGUCUGCACAAAGAGUGAAAACACUGUCUGCUUGCUCCUGGGGCCUGAAGUGAACCAUUGGAGCCUUGCAGAUAGUAACACCAGUCACUCUAGAAUUAACACAGUGGAUUUUUUCGAAUGUCUCAGUCAAAAUGAUCACCUUCCCAGGAACGUAACAGCCCUGUGAUGUAAGCAGAAAAGAGGAAGAAUGAAAUGAAGUCUGGAAAAGUAGCCACACUCGUCAGCCUCCAUGUAUCUUUGUUUUCAGAUUCCUGCCUUUUGCUGUUUUAUUUUCUCAUUAUUGAAGAAAUCCUUAGAUAACUAUUUUUGCUCUUGUGUAUUAUUCCCAUGAGUAUUUCUUUCUUUCUUUCUUUCUUUUUUUUUUUUUUUAGCUCAUGUAAUUAAGGAUUUACACUGAGCUUCAAAAUGGUACCUCUGUCAGUGUCUUGAUGGGCCCAGCUCCCCCAGCUGGUCUCCACUGGCUCUGUCGUCUAUUGUGACUGGCAUUUUAUUGUGACCAGCCUUUCACAGGCAUCAGUUUAGUCUCUGAGAAGCCAUCAGCGUAACACAAUCAAGUCCAAAAUGUGUAAUUAGUAAAUCAACUAAGUACAGCUCUUGGAAGCAGGCAUAUUUGUACCAUUGAUUUUUGGUCAGAAAAAUCAUGAAUAACCCUACUGUUCUAAAAACAUGUGGAACAGCCAGCUUCAUUGGUAAAUUUUAACUCAGUGCAGUGGACAAGUGCUAGGCUUCCCAGUGUUGAAAAUAACCGUAAAUAUUUUAAUUCAUAUUCAAUAAUAAGUGCUUUCUGUGGAUCAUCUCGAGCAAUUUUGUUUCUAAAGGGGUAGCACAAGGUAGAUGCUCAAUAUAAUUUGAUCAAUUAUUUGUUAAAGAUUUUUGACUAGUCCUAACCAGAAUUUGUUUAGCAUGUGAAACAGUCAUCUAGAAAAAAAAUAGGAUCUUUCUUUGCCUUCAUAUAUCAUCAACAUAGCAUCCUGUUUUCUCCCUCCAUUCAUCAUUUAUCCAUCCAUGAAAGCACAGGCUGCUGCAGUGAGUGAAUCAGCCAUGAGCAAUGCAGGCAGCUCCAUUCACUCAACGAACGUUAUUGAGCCCCUGCUGUGUGCUAGGUGCUAGAACUAAAACAUAUACCUAAGCCACUUUUGUCAAUUUCUAUUUUGUAGAAACCCCACUUGCAGAGCCAGACUAAGCAAAAGCCUUUAACUCCAUGGCUAGGAAGCUUAUUUAUUUGUCUCUUAGACCACUGGAUCCAGAAAGUAGGUCAUAUAGUAAUAUUUAGUCAUUAACUUACCUGUAAGAUCAAAUAGAAACCUUGUGAAGGAGUUUAUACUAACGAUAUUUAAGCUUGGGAAGAAAACUGGCAGUAGAGCUUGCUGCGGGGACCAUGCUAUGGACAGGUGCCUUCAGGGUGCUAACGAGAGUGAGGUAUAUAUUAAUUACCUUUGUACAUUUGAUGCUGGCUCCCUUCCUGUAAGAAGUUAUAAUCAGUAAGAUAAGACAGGAAGCGUCUUCUCCACCAUGAUGCAAAGAUGUGGAAAAGAGGGUUUUUCAGGCUUUGUGUUUGUCUGGCAAAGCCUCUUAAAGUAGUUGUAGAAAACAGUAGGUCUCUUGUUGAAAGAGCUGAGUUUAGGCAGAGAAAACUGGGAAAAGCAGAAGAAUCAACAAUAGAGACCACAAAGGGAUGAGAGAGCAAGGAGAAAGGUGAAGGGCAGAGGCAGCCCUGGUGGCUACAGGGCAGGAGCUGCGUUCUGCAUUUCCUCCCUCCCCUCUCUUCUUCCCUCCAUUCAUUCUUUAAAAAGAUAUUUAUAGGAUAGUUACUAUGUGCUAGUCACUAUGUUAGGUACUUGGAAUACAUUGGGACAUGUAACAGAUAUAGCCCCUGUCUCAAAUAACUUAGUCUUCUUAAAUGUGAGACAGAUGUUAAACAAAUAAAUGCAUAAUUACAAAUUGUUGUAAAUGUUGUGGAGGCAAAGAACAAGGUGAAUAACAGGGAGGGGGUUUAAUUUGGAUGGGAAGGUGGGGUCUGACCUGAAGCAUGAAGGAGGUAGUCAGGUGAGAAUAAUGGAAUGACAAGGGAAUGGCACGUGUGUAGGCCCUCAGAAAAGCAGGUCCAGUCUGGGACUGCAGCCUGGUGAGCCAGUAGCACAUGCUUAGGUGAGAGGGUCACUGGGGCUGCAUGACAAAGGGCUUGGUAAGCAGCAGUAGAGAUUUUGGAUUCUUUCUGAAGGGCACUGGGACCCAUUAAAGGGUCUUUAAAUAGGGACUGUGCACCUUCUGACUUGUAAAAGCUCUUUGUGACCACUGUGGAAUGGUUCCUCUGCUGUGUUGAGGUGUUAAAUUGUGUGCCAGGUGCUAGAACAGCAGGCCAUCUUGAAUUCCACGGUUGGGAGAGUCAGGCAGUGAGCCUGCUGCUUGAUGCCAAGUGGCCUGUCCUGCCUGGCCCCUGGCCUGCGAGCAUCCAUCACUCUUUUCCUCCCCAACCCAGGGCGUUCUCAUCUGCUGGGCUCCCGGGCUGCCUGGAUCCCUGCGUGGCAGCAGCACAUCCUGUUCCCAGUUGCCUUUGGGAGCGGAUGAGUCCUCUGCCCUCUGGGGUCUGGGCUUCCAUUUUAAAGCAUUAAUUUAAUCACCAAUCUAUCUUUAGAGCUGAGGGUAGGGGAAAGAAAAUGAUUUCAUCAGCUGUGAACAUGUGAAGGGAAUCUUAGCUGUCAGACGAUCCAGUACCUGUGGCUGUCCAUUGUGAAUGACCAGAGGGCCUGGGGAAAGGCUGAAUGUGACAUUUCUUUGAAUUGCCUCAUUUACAUCCUGAAGCCUCAAUAAAAGGUGAUUUGGGAGAUGUGCAGCCCCUGAUUCUGUCUUAACUGUAAGGGUGGUGCUGUGAUGACCCAGGUGCUCAUGGGGUAUGAUUAAUUUAGCAUUCUGGUGGCAGCCUGUGUUUACUGGCUUUACUUUCAUUUCAGGGAAAUAUCGAGCAUCAGAUGAAGAAAAAAUUAAUCCACCUCCUUACUUAACUUGUGAGAGUUUCCCUCAUGCUGUGGACCACAUUCUGCAGCACCUAUUGUGAAGCAGUGUGUGCAUCUGAAGCAACUUGAAAUGCAGCUUCUUAUUGUCUGGAAUGAAUCCCUUACCAACUCAGUGCCAGCAUCGGUAGACACCAGUCAGUGCUGAUCGCUUUUUAACCCUCUUUUGUUGUGCAUUAAUUAGAAAGAAAGGUAUUGAAUUGCGGCUAGCCAGUAAGCCUUGCUAAUCUCUUUUAUUUUGUAACUGAAGAUGAGACCCAAAGAAAGGGAAAGCUGAGAUUUUGUGCCAUUCCUUUUAAAAUAUUCAUCAGGUUAGGUGGGGCUGUGGGGGAAAAGCUACUACAGGGAAGAGUGUUCUCUGCUGUCUCUUCACUGGAAAACAGGGAGGGGGGAUUUCAGACUGUGAAGAAAGUUGAAUGGUGGUUUUUAAAUUAUAAAGUAAUGUAUUAAAAGGUGCAUUAGGCUGUAGUUCUAAUAUUGAGUUCAACUGUGAAAUCCAUCAGAUGUGCCAAAUGGAGAAGACAGAAAGCAACAAAGUGAAUUGUUCUUUAGCCCAAGUGGUACAGUGAAUUUGCUUUAACAGAUGUUGAAAACUAAAUUUUCUACUGUAUUCCCAGCACGGGUGACUUCUUUUUCUCUUCAUUAGCCAGAGAUGACUAAUUUAAAUUUAGAACCAGAUUUUAAUUUAAAUUAAUAUUUCCAUUAAUAACCUAUUCAUUGCAGAUACCUAUUAUACUGUGUAACAGUUGUUUUGGAAAUUUUAUGUAAAAUUAAAACUAUCAGUAUUUUACAGAUGUUUUAAUUAGACAUUGUUAUUAACAGGAACAGUGCAGAAACUAGAAUCAAGCCUUAUAAUAUCUUAUAGACCAUGCAUUUUUGAAGUUAGUGUCCACUAGGGUCCUAUUAACUGUACAUUUGCAAGAUUUCAUUAUUUUUGCCUCUGACACUAUGGGAAAAAUUUUUUAGAAGCUAUUGGGACAGAUUCAAGCUUUUAUGCACUUGGUUACUACAGCUGUAAAAUGAAAUCUCGUCUUGUAGCAUGGAUUAUUCUUCUCAUGUUAAACCCACCAAAAUAAAGGGGACUAAAUAGGUAAUGAUUUUCCUAGUGCAUUUGCAUACUGUGAUAAUCCUGGGCCUUGCAAUAGUUCUACAGGGCUCUUGGGCAUUGAAUUAUUAGGAUGUAAUUGUACAUCAUUGUAGUGUUCACCUUAUUGAAGCUCACUCUGAUGUUAAUGAGCUUCGGGUUUUGAUGCUUGUUUAGAGAUCAGCAGUCUUGGAUGGGAGGGAACAAAGCUAAAUAAAUGUUAGUUUGGUGA
Molecule: messenger RNA, 5186 nt
Organism: Homo sapiens (human)
Lineage: Eukaryota; Metazoa; Chordata; Mammalia; Primates; Hominidae
Gene: HDHD2
Product: haloacid dehalogenase like hydrolase domain containing 2
Exons: 7
Coding region: 134-844 (236 amino acids)
Molecular function (GO): phosphatase activity
Source: RefSeq, a predicted model, not a curated record